AUGCCGGGCAGCUCGCGCAUUCCGCAGAGCCUCCGCGGCAGUCUGGAGAGCGUCAAGCGCCGCAAACAGGCGCUGUCGCUCAACAUGCUCAAUCUCGAACUCCUCAAAAACAUCAUCUUCUUCUACUUCGUCCUCCGGUGGACCCGGCGCCUGUGGUGGAAGCUCAAGGGCCGCGGCAUCAUCGGCGCCAUCCUCGAGCUGUACCGCGACGUCGAACGAACCCUCUACGGCUACUUCUUGCGCGCUCCGGGCGUGCGCGGCCAGGUGCAGAAAAAGGUCAAGGAAUCGCUCGACAAAAUGUCCAACAAGCUGGUGCCCGCCGGCCAGACAAAGUACCUGUCGCUUCCCAAGGAGGGCCUGACGGACGAAGCCGUGCGCGCCGAGCUCGACUCGCUAGCAAACAUGGAUCACACCCGCUGGGAGGACGGCUACGUCUCGGGCGCCGUGUAUCACGGCGAGGACGACCUGCUGAAGCUGCAGACGGAGGCGUUUGGCAAGUUUACCGUGGCCAACCCGAUCCACCCGGAUGUUUUCCCGGGCGUGCGCAAGAUGGAGGCUGAGAUUGUGAGCAUGGUGCUCAACCUGUUUCAUGCCCCCGUCGGUGCCGCCGGCGUGACGACGUCGGGCGGCACCGAGAGCAUCCUCAUGGCCGUGCUGUCUGCGCGCCAGAGGGCUUACAACGAGCGUGGAGUCACGGAGCCGGAGAUGAUCCUGCCAGCUACUGCGCACACGGCUUUCCGCAAGGCCGGCGAGUACUUCAAGAUCAAGAUUCACUACGUAGACUGCCCUGCUCCCACGUAUCAAGUAGACGUCCGCCGGGUGGCCCGCCUCAUCAACCGCAACACGGUGCUGCUGGUGGGCUCGGCGCCCAACUUCCCCCACGGCAUCAUUGACGACAUCUCGGCGCUGAGCAAGCUGGCGCUGCGCAAGAAGCUCUGCCUGCACGUCGACUGCUGCCUCGGCUCGUUUGUCAUUGCCUGCCUCGACAAGGCGGGCUUCGAGACGCAGCCGUUCGACUUCCGGCUCAAGGGCGUGACCAGCAUCAGCUGCGACACGCACAAGUACGGGUUCGCGCCCAAGGGCAGCUCGACGGUGCUGUACCGGUCUGCCGAGCUGCGGUCGUACCAGUACUUUGUCUCGCCCGACUGGGCCGGCGGCGUCUACGCCUCUCCUGGGCUGGCGGGAUCGCGGCCUGGAGCGCUGAUAGCCGGUUGCUGGGCCAGCAUGAUGCGGCUGGGCGAGACGGGAUACGUGGACGCCUGCGGCAAGAUUGUGGGGGCGACCAAGAAGAUUACCGAGGCGAUUCAGAACGGCCCCGUGUUGAGCAGCGAGCUCGAGGUGCUCGGCAAGCCGAUCGUCUCGGUGGUGGCCUUUUCGGCCAAGAACCUGGACGUGUACGACAUUGCCGACGGCAUGUCGUCCAAGGGCUGGCACCUCAACGCGCUGCAGAGCCCGCCGGCCAUCCACGUAGCCGUGACGAUGCCCAUUGUCAAGGUGUGGGAGCGGCUGGUCAGCGACCUGGAGACGGUGGUGGAGGAGGAGCGCGAGAAGGAGAGGGUCCGGCUGGUGGAGGGCAAGGGGGCAAAGGGCAAGGCCAUGGGCGACUCGGCUGCGCUGUACGGCGUGGCGGGAUCGCUGCCGAACAAGGGGGUCGUUGUUGAUCUGGCCACGGGGUUCCUCGAUUUGCUGUACAAGCAGACGAAGAAGAGGGCGGAACCGGGAGAAAGGACUUGCAUGGGCCACGUCCCUGUCGAUGCCGCUGCCGGGUUGCACGACGCUGCCCUCCUGCUAGACACAGACACAUACACAAGCUUGGACAAGAUGCAUGCCGUUGUCCAGUUUCGAUCGAUUGAUUUCUCAUCUGCAUCUCCCCAUCUGCGGGUAUCCAUUGAAAUCACCCCCUUGGCAUCGCACAUGGCCCUGCCUCGCCUUACAAGGACACGUCUCGCCGUACUCGGCAAUAUACGAUGGGAUAAUACAGCAUCGGGGGAAGAGGAGGGGAGGGGAGGCAAACAAGUCCGAAAAGCAGGCGUGUCCAAUCAAAGCGGCACACACAAGACAGCCUCACUUUUUGUUCGACUCCCAUCUCCACCACCGUUUAGCUUCACCGCCCCUCUUUUAUUCGCUGGCCUUGUUGUUCUCUCGAGCGUUGAUCCGAUGGCUUCAUCUUACAUGGACAAUCUCGACACGGCAACGAGAAAAAGAUUGAAUACAGAUACAGAUACAGCGGCAGUGCAUCGGCCCGGGCGAACGAACGACGGCAAAAAGGACAUAGCGGGUGGCCGCACCGCACCGCCGAUGCCCGAAAAGGAACAAGACGAAAAGGGACUGGGCGGUCCUACGUGGUCGCCUGAGGACGAGGCGAUCGGCGAGACGAAGGCGAAGUUUGGGCCACUGCAGUGA
Messenger RNA from Trichoderma aggressivum f. europaeum, 2403 nucleotides. RefSeq lists its product as uncharacterized. NCBI's taxonomy places the organism in Eukaryota, Fungi, Ascomycota, Sordariomycetes, Hypocreales, Hypocreaceae. The record is from RefSeq and is a predicted model, not a curated record. Gene Ontology annotation, molecular function: pyridoxal phosphate binding; sphinganine-1-phosphate aldolase activity. Gene Ontology annotation, biological process: sphingolipid catabolic process; carboxylic acid metabolic process. The coding region runs from base 1 to 2403 and encodes 800 amino acids. The transcript has 5 exons. Gene Ontology annotation, cellular component: endoplasmic reticulum.